UUGCAGUGGAAUCCUGGAAGUCUGACAGCCAUUCUCCAUUUCAUCCUGUCUCUGGCCCGUUCUGUCCACAUCGGCAGUGUUUCUCUGGGAUGAUAGUCUCAAAAGUCUCGUCGUUUUCUGUGUCUGUCAAGAGGGUCCACACGUCACAUAGAAGGGAGUUUCACAGAUCCUUCUUGGAUAACCUCACUUCUACUCCAGGCUUCUGCUCAGAUAGUUGACUAGAUCCGUGAAAAACACAGCUGACCUCUUCAGCAGAGUUUGCCCAGAAGCAGAGUGGAAGAAGUGAAGUUCUCUUGGGUAUACCUAUAAGACACCACAGGAAGCUGAAAAUUCAUCAUGGACACUUUGGGUAAAACAAUCACAUGCCGGGCAGCCAUUGCCUGGGAAAGAAAUUCUCCUCUUUCCAUUGAAGAAGUGCAGCUUGAGCCACCAAAGGCUGGGGAAGUUCGUAUUAAGAUGACAUCUUCAGGGAUCUGUGGUUCUGAUAAUCACAUACUGAAAGGAUCACUCCCGGGGAACUUUCCUUUAAUCCCAGGCCAUGAAGGAGCUGGAAUUGUGGAGAGUAUUGGUGAAGGAGUAAGCUCAGUGAAACCAGAGUCAGCAGAAGCAGACCUCCAAUGAUCCACCCAGCAGGGAAUCUUGCCACAUUUUCACCCUUCGCCCAAAGAAAAAUGGAAUUUCUGAAACCUUGUUAUAUGACUUCUCCUUCACAACAACCAUGGGCAAUAUUAUACUGGCUGCCGUAAUCUGUCCACAGCAAGCUUUCUAGCCAUCCUAUGAAUUCUUCAUAAACAUGCUAUUGUGUUUCUGUUCCAAUAUUAUAUUAAACUAAUGAGCACAUUAUUUUUUUCCAUAUGUAGGAGACAAAGUCCUCACACUCGUUGUUCCACAGUGUAGAGAAUGCAAUUCCUGCUUGGCCCCCAAGGGAAACUUCUGUGAGAAGCAAGAGUGAGUAGAUUUGCCCCUGACUCUCAUUAAAUCGCUUAUGUCGGGCAAGCAUCGCUCGGCAGGUAAGGGUGCUGAGUUUUCUCUUUACAACUGCACGCAUCUGUGCCGUUGCCUGUGCCUGCGUCUGUGUCACCGCGGAAUAGCAUUCUACCUUCUUCUGGAUUGAUGCUGGAUGGGACUAGCAGAUUUACCUGCAAAGGACAAGAGAUUUAUCAAGCUUUCCGCACAAGCACGUUCGCUGAAUACACUGUUGUGCCUGAGAUUGCAGUGGC
Equus quagga is the source of this 1220-nucleotide messenger RNA. Its product is annotated as alcohol dehydrogenase 1-like. Gene Ontology annotation, cellular component: cytosol. NCBI's taxonomy places the organism in Eukaryota, Metazoa, Chordata, Mammalia, Perissodactyla, Equidae. Bases 337 to 621 code for a protein of 94 amino acids. The record is from RefSeq and is a predicted model, not a curated record. The transcript has 5 exons. Gene Ontology annotation, biological process: retinoic acid metabolic process; retinol metabolic process. Gene Ontology annotation, molecular function: all-trans-retinol dehydrogenase (NAD+) activity; zinc ion binding.